AACUACAUUUACGUGAGGUCUUUGCCACCGCGACGUAGAGCUGCCGCAAAGGAUGGUGGGUCUUUUUUGCCGUCUUUCGGCUCCCGGGGCGGCAGCGCGAUGGGCAAGUGCCGUGGACUUCGUACAGCCAGGAAGCUUCGCAGUCACCGCCGAGAACAGAAGUGGCAUGACAAGCAAUAUAAGAAGGCCCAUCUGGGUACUGCUCUGAAAGCCAACCCAUUUGGGGGAGCUUCUCAUGCUAAAGGAAUUGUCCUGGAAAAAGUUGGUGUAGAGGCUAAACAGCCGAAUUCUGCCAUCAGGAAGUGUGUUCGAGUUCAACUUAUCAAGAAUGGCAAGAAGAUUACAGCUUUUGUUCCCAAUGAUGGCUGUUUGAAUUUUAUUGAGGAGAAUGAUGAAGUCCUGGUUGCUGGCUUUGGUCGGAAGGGUCAUGCUGUUGGUGACAUUCCUGGAGUUCGCUUCAAAGUUGUUAAAGUAGCCAAUGUUUCUCUACUAGCCUUGUACAAAGGCAAGAAAGAGAGACCCAGAUCAUAAUUCUUGUGAUGCUGUGAAUGGCUCUAAUAAACAUUUUUACUUUAAUAAGG
Messenger RNA from Thamnophis elegans (Western terrestrial garter snake), 581 nucleotides. Its product is annotated as 40S ribosomal protein S23. The record is from RefSeq and is a predicted model, not a curated record. Lineage: Eukaryota; Metazoa; Chordata; Lepidosauria; Squamata; Natricidae. Gene Ontology annotation, molecular function: structural constituent of ribosome. Gene Ontology annotation, cellular component: cytosolic small ribosomal subunit; ribosome. Gene Ontology annotation, biological process: translation. The coding region runs from base 100 to 531 and encodes 143 amino acids. The transcript has 4 exons.